AGAGGAGCCGGUCCUCCUCCCCGGUCCCCGCCUCCGUCGGAGGGCAGGCGUUGGCGUUAAUCAGAAGCGAGGAUGUGUUUACAGGAUGUGAGUUGAGUUCUUGCCGCCUUUACCUUCUGAGAGCUUCUUAUGCCUUAUGGUGACAGGCGCACAUCUUUACACUAAAGGGCAGUAUGAAGCCAGUAAAAAAAAAGAAAACCGAAGAACCCGAAUUGGAGCCCCUUUGCUGUUGCGAGUACAUAGAUCGAAAUGGGGAAAAGAACCAUGUGGCUGCUUGUUUGUGUGAUUGUCAGGACCUCGAUGAAGGCUGUGACAGAUGGCUCAGCUGUGAGUCAGUGCGCCCAGAGACUUGCGAGAGACUCACAGACACCAUUUCUGAUCGCCUCCGAAUCCCUUGGCUCAGAGGAGCCAGAAAAGUUAAUAUUAGCAUCGUCCCUCCACUCGUGCUUUUGCCAGUUUUCCUUCACGUGGCUUCCUGGCACUUCCUGCUGGGGGCGGCGGUUCUGACCUCCCUCCCCAUGCUGGCGCUUUGGUACUACUACCUCACGCACAGAAGGAAAGAGCAGACGCUCUUCUUCCUGAGCCUUGGACUGUUCUCCCUGGGCUACAUGUACUUCGUGUUCCUGCGGGAAGUGGUCCCCAAAGGGCACGUGGGGCCCACCCAGCUGGCUCUUCUCACCGGCGGUUUAGUUCUGAUACUCUUAGCCUUGUACCGAGCCAAGAAGAAUCCAGGCUACCUCAUCAACCCAGCACGCAAUGACAAAUCCCCAAGCAACAGCCCAAUCGAAUGCCCAAUUCAGAAAGGGCAGGAAAAGACCAAAGGAUUCUCUGCGACAGAUGCCUCGGGGAGCCUCAACAACCGCACACCGAAGGAUGAUAGUAAGGGCUCCUCCAGGGUGGGCCUCGACAGCCCUGCCAAAGUCAAGGAAGACUGGUGUGCCAAGUGCCAGCUGGUACGACCCGCCCGGGCAUGGCAUUGCCGGAUAUGUGGUAUCUGUGUAAGGAGAAUGGAUCAUCAUUGUGUCUGGAUAAAUAGCUGCGUUGGAGAAUCAAACCAUCAAGCAUUUAUACUUGCCCUUUUGGUCUUCCUGCUCACUUCGGUGUACGGGAUAUCGCUGACCUUGAACACCAUUUGUAGGGACAGAAGCCUCUUCACAGCCCUCUUCUACUGUCCCGGAGUUUAUGCUCAUUACAGCUCGGCUCUGUCCUUCACCUGUGUGUGGUACUCUGUGAUCAUCACAGCGGGCAUGGCCUACAUCUUCCUCAUCCAGCUAAUAAACAUCAGCUACAACGUGACGGAGAGGGAAGUGCAGCAGGCCCUUCGCCAGAAGACCGGGCGCCGGCUCCUCUGUGGGCUCAUCGUGGACACAGGCCAGUACAACAGGGGCUUCCUGCGCAACUGGCUCCAGUUCUCCACCCUGGGCACACACACUGUCCACAGCCUGGCUGAGGACAUUGUCUGAAGUGCCUUCCGAGCAGCUCUGAGGGCCGCUCCUCUGCCAGCAUAUCACACGGCCAUGCAGGACUCAUCUUCAUUGCCCGCUUCUCAGAGGUUCCGUAGGGCUAUGCUCAGGUUUGGAGAGAGGACUGAAGAAAGGGUCAUUUUCCUUCUGCUUUCUUAAGGGAUUUUUAAUAAUGAAGCAGUUAGAGCAGAGCCAUUUCUUUAGUGUCGCCUUGUUGACUCAGAAACUGGAAGCUGCAAAGAGGGUGUGGAUUACUCACCACACCCAGAAGGCGUUUCCGCCCAUUUAUUUGUAUGAGGAAGUUAGUUAGAACCAGGAUAGUUCCUAGUCCUUUCAGUUCUUAACAGCCAUAUGACCCCUCGGUAGAGUCACUUUUCCCAAGUCUCAGGUUCUUCUGUGUGGGGGCUUCUGCCCGGCUACCUCUGGAGCAGCCACGAGGACGACCUGAGGAGGGGUGUAGAAAGCACUCCUGUCCAACUCAAGCCCUCAGGGGUAUCAGUAUUAUUAGGAAAUCCCUAUGGCUGAAGUAAACUGCUUGUAGAUCAAAAUGUUGAAGCCAAUACUAUUAAGACAAUCAGUCUGUACAGUCGUGGAAAUUCUUUUUAAGUGUUAGAGCUUGUUCUCACAGGUUGGAGAGGACAAGAGUUGAACAAUGCUGGCCAGCUCGUCUUGAGAAGGACAGCUGAGGAAAAUGACAACUGCUAUCUGUGCAGUGUGUAGUGGGCCGAAAUUUAGGUGACAAAUGUGUAUGUGUUAAUGUAUCACUUUAGAUUUAUAUAAUUCUAACAAUAUUCCCCCUCCUUCCACGCUCUACCUGGCGAGGCACUGGCAUAUUGAUGACAGUGGCUGGAAGGAGAGGAGGCUGCCCUGUGAGAACAUUUUCCCUUUUUCCUGGCUGAUUAAUACCAAGGGCUUGGUUUUUUUUUUUUUUUAUUGUUUGUGUAUGUCUAGUGCUGUAGGUUUACAGCACUAAAUGGGACCAUGAGUCUGGCACGAACUCUGCAGGGUGACAGCUUCCCCAUCCACAUUGCUGCUCAUUCACCCUCCCUACACAGCAGUAUCUCACUAGGAGAGAAAAACAGGGUAACAUACUUUCCAACACUGAACAGAAUGCUGCUUUCUAGCUCUUCCCAGGAGCUAAAUUGUUCCUUUUUGUGUCUCAGAACUGAAGCUUAGGGAAGAGUGUAGCUUUCUGUAGAAUGGGCCAUCUUUCUGCCGCCGAGAUGGCGAUUCCUAUGAGGAAAACUCCCUCCGGAAGUCUUUAGCUUUUACACACGCACUGUUUCUUGGAUCCCAAAGAUCAAAGAUACUUUGUGAGGCCUUACAUUUACCUUGGCCUUGUAGCUUCACAGAGGGGAAAGAGUGUGUCGUGUUUGCUGCUGGUGUCUGCCGCUCUGUGCCUGCAUGUACUCACUGAGAGGAAAUGCCCCUGCUGCUUGCAGUUGUCCUGCUCUUCAUGACAGGCGCCACCCUUAGACGUGCUGUUAACCAGGGCUCCACCAAAGACAGGUGCCAUGUUUAUCCAGCUCUGUCCUUGCUUCCCCAGAGAUCUAUUGUUUAAUGAAUAAUAGACUCCAUAUUCUACUGGGGUAAGCCAGAGAGCGAGCCUGGGGAUGCUCGCUGGCUGCAGUUUCUAUGGUGAUGCCUGUCUCUGGCCCAGGCUCGAGCAUUCAUUUGGAAUGAAAGUUGGCUGGAUACAACUAAUUUCUCUCUGUGUGGGUUUUAGGUAAAGGAGAUGGUAGUAAUGUCAAAGACAGCAUAUGUGGGCAGAAAUUAGUAGUUUUUAUGUCUCUUGAAUGCAAGGUAUGUAGCCAUCUCUGAACAGCUGUGCGAGUUUACAGAAAGUCUAUAGUCAGCGCUUGCACCUGACACAUCUUCAGCAGCAAUGCAUUUGUGAUGUGAAGGUGAACACUGCACCAAGACGCGUCACUGGGAGAAUGAGGAAACCACCGUCUUUCUCAGAGCUCACUACUUAAGGGGCAUGUGGUUGAGGACACUCAGUUCCCCGCACAUGCAUGGGGACUCCCUGUUGGCUUUGUGGUUCACUGGAAUUAAGCAGCCUAAGUUUCCUUUCUUUUUAGAUUUUAUUUUUAUUUAUGUGUGUCUGUGUGAAUGGUGUGUGUGUGUUGUGUGUAGUGUGUAUAUAUGAAUUGGUGUGUGAAUGGUAUGUGUAUAUGAAUGGUGUGUGUUGUGUGUGUGUCUGGGUGGAUGAUGUGUGUGUGUGUGUGUAUGUGAAUGCUGUAUAUGUGUCUGUGAAUGGUGUGUGUGUGUGUCCAUGUCCAGAAGAGCUCACCUGGGGUUACAGGCAGCCAUGAGCCAGCUGACAUGGGGACUGAGAACUGAUCUCAGGUCCUAGAAGAGCAGCUGUGCUAAUUGCAGAGUCAUCUCUUCAGCCCCACAGCUGAAGUAUAUGGAGAAUUUUGGUGGUUUGCAGAAGGAAGCUCAAAACUGUAAGAAGAUCCUUGCUUUGUGGAUCUUUCAAGCCUUCUCAUUCACCCUUCCUUACACACAAGUAUCUCACUAGGAGUGAAAAACAGGGUACAUGCACUUUCCAACACUGUACAGAAUACUGCUUUCUAGCUCUUCCCCGGAUCUAAAUUGUUCAUUUGUGUCUCAGAACUGAAGCUUAGGGAAGAUUGUAGAUUUCUGCAGAAUGGACCAUCUUUCUGCCACUGAGAUGGGAGAUUCAUAUGAGGAAAACUCCUUAAAGUGUUUGCUUUUUACACAUGUACUGUUUCUGGGAUCCCAAAGAUCAAAGAUAAUUUUUGAGACCUUAAAUUCGCCUUGCCUUGCUGCUUCACAGAAGGGAAAUAGGAAACGUGCACUCAGUUUUGGAAGUGUGUUUCUAGGCGGCAGCAAUCCAGGGCUGUCCACAGCAGCCUCCUGUAGGCCCUAGGAUAUCUCUAGCAUAUAUUCCUAGACUUUUGAGCCUUCUUAGGAACUUGAUUGUGGGAUUUUAUUAUAGGCCUUGGUAUCCUCCAGACAAUAAGAGAUUUAACUGGAGUCUUUAACAGGGCAAGGUCUUUGCAAGUGGGCUGUCCCAAACAUCCAUAGGUAAGCCAGCAGCCCCUUGACUGUGGGAGCAAGUGCUCCCACAUGGAUUCCAGAUAAGCAAGUCCUCUUUCGCUGUCCUCCUUCUGAGCUUCCUGAAUCCACCCUGUCCUGGUCCUGACGUUACUACCACACCAUUAUGUACAUUCCCACCAAAGAGGGCCGGUCCUGCUUUUGAAGGAGUCAAGGGAGAAACAUUAAGGGUCAAGCCUGGAGGAAAGGAGAAGUCCCUUCACUAGUAGAAGCAUUUCUUAGCAACUUGCAAAGUACUGUGUAGGUCACCCUCACUGCCUCAUCGGCAGGCUGCUCCGACGCCGCGAAAAUGAAGCCUUAAAUGUGUUCUGGGGACAGUGCUGUCUGUCUCCUCAGCCACAAAGUUGCUAGGAUAUUGCAAAUCUCUGCUCUGCAAGUGGCGUUUUCCUUUGGUGAAUGCGCUGUCAUCCACUGUACCAUCUGCCUAGAAGGAAGACUGCUGUAAACUUUCUCUUAUGCAAUAGUCCUUGGUACUUCUAACAUUUUUAACAAGAGAAAACUUUGUAUACUAGAACCUUCCACUGCCAGAAAAACACAAUGCCAGUAAGAGUCUGUGUAAUACCGAUAUCUGCCUGACAGACUUCCUUUGGGUAGGACAUCAGCUUUUUAUCAUAGAGCUCAACUGACAGAAGCAAAAAGCUGUAGAUUCACAGCUUUGACCAUAGAGCUUCAAAGUAAUGCUUUGUAUACUCACGCAUCUCUUUAAACUAGCGAAGUGGGUUCCUGUGACGUCACUUCCCAUUAGCCAUAUUUUGGUACCCUGCCUCUCGAAAAGGAGUCUUCUCAGACAAGCAGUGCACGUGACUUGAGCUGGAGGUGCCUGCUUGGAGCAUGGUUUGCUCAGCAGUUGGCAAGUGGGCAAGAAUGAAAACUACGCUAACUACACUGAACACCAAAUGAAACUCGGUUUGUUCUUGUGUUUGCUGAGAUUCAUGUACCCGUUCUGAAGAAGUGGCCAAACGGAGUCCUGAUUCCGUGGGCGGCCAUCUGCACCUGACCUGGCUUAAGUGUUUCGCUGCAGGAACAUCCAGCUGGAUGGCAAGCACAGCACAUGACUCUCUCCACGUGGUGCUUGGGAUUCUUCAGUCCUGGAGCCCUCCUGGUGGCACUUUUCACCUUUAAAAGUUUAUUAUUUAGAAGGCAAAGCUUUAAAGCCAAUUAGUCUGUUCUAAUGAUACAAAUGAAAUUUUGAGUUUCUUCAGGCAAAGCUACUGACAAGAUGCUAUAUAAGAGCGGCGAGAUCAUGCAUAAUGCCAGGGUCUAGGUGAUUAGAUGGUUGGCUAGGUCUUUGGGUCCUUUUUUUUUGAUCUAAUUUCUGGGUCUGAUGUUCGACUAAGUGAAACCCAGGAAUGAGUUUAAUAGUAAGUUCAAUGUUUAAUAUGGAUGACCCAACAACAUGAAGUGGGAUUCCUCAAGCCAAGCUGGAGGCCGAGGGGUGGACACUGCACCCUUUUUGUACCUGUAUCUUACCACCUCAGACUCAGACAAGGACUUUCAAAUGGAGGUUUUACAAACUACUGCCGUUUGUGUCCCGUGAGACAUUGUUUAAAGGAAAAUAAAAGUGCUUUCUUCUACGGAAA
Molecule: messenger RNA, 6127 nt
Organism: Psammomys obesus (fat sand rat)
Lineage: Eukaryota; Metazoa; Chordata; Mammalia; Rodentia; Muridae
Gene: Zdhhc23
Product: zinc finger DHHC-type palmitoyltransferase 23
Exons: 5
Coding region: 174-1463 (429 amino acids)
Biological process (GO): peptidyl-L-cysteine S-palmitoylation; protein targeting to membrane
Cellular component (GO): endoplasmic reticulum; Golgi apparatus
Molecular function (GO): protein-cysteine S-palmitoyltransferase activity
Source: RefSeq, a predicted model, not a curated record